Molecule: messenger RNA, 375 nt
Organism: Pseudovirgaria hyperparasitica
Lineage: Eukaryota; Fungi; Ascomycota; Dothideomycetes; Acrospermales; Acrospermaceae
Exons: 3
Coding region: 1-375 (124 amino acids)
Source: RefSeq, a predicted model, not a curated record
AUGUCUCUGCGAGUUGGAUGCGCCUAUGAGAGGAUUGAGAAGGAUGAUCAACAUGGACGCAGGACAAGAGAUGCACGUGACGGCGGGCGCGAGGAGUCGCGACCAAUCAGGCAUCAUAAGAGCUUCUUUGUGGUUUUUGUGGUUGUAGACUUCGAGACAAAGAGGGGAAGUUUGGGAUGCGACAGCGUGGUCGAGUCUUCCAGUUCUCCUCUUCUUCUUCUCCAUCAUCAUCUCAUCAUCGUCAUCAUAUUCUUCUCCUCCGUAGACACCUUUGUCGUUGUCGUCGUCGUCGUCGUCAUCAUCAUCAUCACCAUGAUCAUCGUCUUCAUCUCGAGCAGCUUCUGCGUCUUCUACUUGGCCUCGCAUCCAUCUUGA